CCCUAAUUCUCAAGCCGUUGUUGUUCUUUCAAUUAAGUGAUUAUUAUUUAAAAAAAGAACCAUGGUAGUACUGAGCUCCUGCUGGUCGCCAAUCAUCUGGUCGGAUAAUGUCCGGACGGGAAGCUACGCCGUGGCCGGCUAUACGGCUGCGCUGUCCGUCGUGAUGAUCACUUUGAUCAGCUACAUGCUGGCGGGCGGGGAGUCUGCGCAACUCUAUUCGCCGCUCUUCGAGACGGAUAUUCGUUCGUCCAUGCCCAUAGCAGGUGGCUUCUUCAUCAUCUACUUCCUGCUGAUCAUCCUGGCCUCCUACUUGGUCUACUACGGCAUUAAGAUUAGCACUCGGGGCUGGUUGCUUCCCUGGUUGGGUCUCAUCGGACUGGCCAUUCUCUUCCAGUUUUGCUGGAGUCUGUGGCUCAUUGGUGGCUAUUAUAUUUAUCUGGAGCAAACUUUAUCCGCUCUUCUAAACUUCGUCUGGGUGGCCUAUAAUAUCUACUGCUGGCUUGUGGUCUUCUCGCAGUACCAGAUAUUCCUGAAGAUCCAGAACCCGAACAUUGAGCUGCUGAUGCCAUGAUGGGAGCCCUUCCAAACAUAAGCUCGAAUAUUAGAAUACUUUUUCUGACUUGACACGCUACAAAAUGUCCGUCCAAGCGCAUUUUUACAAUAAGAAUUCCAUUCAUAUCCACAGAUGCCUACCAAAUAGUUUUAUAUAAAUUUAUAUAUUUUACACACCUUUAUACACGAUCAAUUAUACUAAUGUGUAAAUCGAAUGCCUUAGUCUGCUAAACGACAAUUAAACAAAUAGAUUCGUAAAACUA
Drosophila subpulchrella is the source of this 815-nucleotide messenger RNA. RefSeq lists its product as uncharacterized. The transcript is spliced from 5 exons. The record is from RefSeq and is a predicted model, not a curated record. NCBI's taxonomy places the organism in Eukaryota, Metazoa, Arthropoda, Insecta, Diptera, Drosophilidae. The coding region runs from base 62 to 571 and encodes 169 amino acids.